UGGAGCAGUGCGUGCGGGAGCUGGGCAAACUGGACAUCCUGGUAAACAACGCGGCCAUUCAGAACUACCGCACCUCCAUCACGCAGCUCACCGACGAGGACAUCGAGGCCACCUUCGAGACCAACAUACUGGGCAUGUUCUACAUGGCCAUGGCCGCCUCCAAGGUGCUCCCCCUGCACUCCAGCGGCUGCAUCAUAAACACCACCUCCGUCACCGCCUACGCGGGGGAGGCACACCUGCUGGAUUACUCCGCCACCAAGGGCGCCAUCACCGCCUUCACACGGGGGCUGUCGCAGCAGCUGGCGAGCAAGGGCAUCCGUGUCAAUGCAGUGGCCCCCGGCCCCAUCUGGACUCCCCUCAUCCCCGCCUCCUUCCCGCGCACCGCCAUGCUGACCUGGCAGAAGCAGGUGCCCAUGCAGCGCGCGGGGCAGCCCAGCGAGGUGGGUCCCUGCUACGUCUUCCUGGCUAGCGACGACGGCAGCUACUUCAGCGGCC
Molecule: messenger RNA, 495 nt
Organism: Astrephomene gubernaculifera
Lineage: Eukaryota; Viridiplantae; Chlorophyta; Chlorophyceae; Chlamydomonadales; Astrephomenaceae
Source: the annotation of a GenBank genome assembly